Messenger RNA from Closterium sp. NIES-67, 650 nucleotides. The record is from the annotation of a GenBank genome assembly. Lineage: Eukaryota; Viridiplantae; Streptophyta; Zygnematophyceae; Desmidiales; Closteriaceae.
CUCAUUCGUGGUGACGAAUCAGAGCGCGGCGGACGCGGUAUCGAACAAGGCGAUCGGGUCGUGGCGGACGACGGACUUCUCCUCGUGGCUGCAGACGCUGGUCACGGAGCAGGCCAAGUGGGCACCCAUCCAGGCGUGCCUCGCCGCGGGCAACACUCAACUCCACGGGUCUGUCUAAUUUGGCCGGCAAUUCCACCGGCGACUGCCUGCUGUACGGCAGCGAGGUGAGCAGGCUGUGCUACGAGUGCGACACGUGCAAGGCGGGGUUCCUGAAGACGCUGCGCGACCAGUGGCGCAUGGUGGCGUUCGUGUGCCUGGGCGUCUCGCUGCUGCUGCUCGUCGUCUACAUCUUCGGCUGCUGCGCCUACCGCAGCGCCAAGCGCCGAGAAGGCUUCUUCGGGAAGGUUGCAGGGGUGAAGUAACAGACAGGAGGCAACAAGCGGGGAGUAUUCUCUCUGAUAAGAUGAGAGUUUGGUUUGGAGUGUGCAAAUAAAGAGGGUAGGGGCUUGGGGAGGGCACCCAGGAGUGGUGACGGAGGCACCAGAUCGAUGCCUCCAAUAAAUGGCCCUCCCUCCCUCACAAGUCACGUCACACCACAGGGUAUCACACCACUGCCCCUUGUACCACGACGGCAUACAACCUUGAUUCCU